AUGGUGGAGAUGCUCUCUGCUCGUCCGCCUACACCCCCAAGGACCGUUUCGCGCAUCGUUGAGAACACCGAUUCACCAAUAGCCGUUCAAACACCAAAGGAGUCAACUUUUUCCACGCUGGGAUCGGUGGGAACUGGCCCGUCCAGCCGCAGUUCGAAGAAAGUGAACUUCUCACCAUGGCCGAAGUACAUCAAACCACCAACAUUUGCUAGUGCUAUGAAAUCGGCUCCCAACUUCAAAAUCCCUCCCUCCACGGACUCCAAGCCUACAAAGUCGAUCCUGAAAGCAACUCAGUCACCAAUACCUGUUUGGUCACCCAAUGUCGAUACAUUCACCGCCGAAUCGCUUGCCAUGCUGCUCGAAUCGGUCAUCCAACAACUGGCAGGCGAGUCAAUGAGCUCCCGACUCGAUGCCUACAUGCAAUUCUUUGGUGCACUGCGAACAUAUGAUGGUCUUCCGGCGGGUCAGAAGAUUGCCGAAAAAUUAAAUCUCAUCACCGAGUUUAUUCAGCGAGACGUGAAUCGGGACCUUACGAACAGUGGCCCUCUUGACACAAACCUUGCCAAUCAGGCUUUGAAAUUGUCAGCCGCAUUCGUUUGGCAUCCAGAAAUCUCAACACAGCUCUCGGAGGAGUUCAAAAUAUUUCUAGUCGAUCACUCCAUCACUUGCCUCCAUGAGGCCAAGGCUCCAAAGUCCGUUUUAACGCACUAUAUGUCCAUCUUGUCUACUCAAAACUUUGGCCCAAAAAUUAUGACAGGUGCACGUGUAGCCCGGCUUUUGACGGUGCUACAAGAAAUAACAAAGAAUAUCAGUGGCAACGCAAUUGUUUCCCAUCGAUUGAACAUCUACCAACGGCUGCUAGGCCAAGCCAAGUCUACUUUCAUCUCCCAAGCGAACCUAUGGAUCGAACACUUGAUAUUCGGGCUGCUUCAUCAUUUGAAGGAUACCAGGUCAAAAGCAAUUGCACUUGGCUUCCAGGUGGCCGCAGAAGCCGGUCCAAAUCCUAUACUAUCGAAAAACAUUCGGGAUCUCUUCGACAGGCCAUUAGAGCACGACCGGAAACUUGUAACAGAGGUUCGUGAGCGCAUGGCUCGGAUGAUGCCAACGGUCGAGAGUGGUGAGCAUGUUCCUCAGAUUUGGAGCAUCAUUAUCCUUCUACUUCGGAGCAAAAGAUGGAACUUAGAGCAAUGGGAUCAUUUCAAGGAAUGGGUUCUGGUACUCCAAAAGUGCUUCAAUUGCAGCGAGCCUUUGAUCAAAGCGCAGGCUAUUGUUGGUUGGAAUCGAUUUGUCUUCGCUGUCAACCCCACUGAAUCGACAAGCCGAUCUCUCAUCAAAAUGCUGAGCAAACCCGUACUUACUCAAUUCGACCGCAAGAAGACCGACAAGUCAGGAGCACCGCCCACUCAGCUUGCUCUGACCAGCUACUAUAAUCUGCUAUACUACACUUUCCGUCCAUCAGCUUCCUAUCAAUACCUUGAUAUUAUAUGGGAGGAUUACGUAGCCAUUCCGUCUUCCGGCAUCUUCUCAUCCGUCCCGGUUCUUAGCGACUGUCUUUCGCGCGUAUUGACAAGUCUGUUGUGGAGCACACAGGCUAAGAUAUGGACAGAGAAUCGAAUCUAUGACACUACCAAAAUGGAAGCGGAGGAACUUCCCGCAGCCGACAGCAGAUGGGUUCGAUCAAGAAUUACUUCAAUUCUGAAGGUUUUUGAGCACGUGUUCAAAGCCUCAGUUUGGAUUGAUGAUGCAGUUGGCCAGUCUCACGUGGCAUUGGCCUGGAAUAGUCUGUCCAGUUCUCUAUCGCUUGCGUCCAGCAAAGAAAUCACCCCUUCAGGGGAAUCGAUGCAAGCUGUUGCUAGCGUUUGGGGUCUACUGCACCGCCUUUGGACUACAGGCCCACCCUCAUUGAAUGCACAGACCACGGAUGUUUUCUUCGAAAGAUUCAGAUUCUUGUCUACAACCAUGAUUGUUUCUAUUGGGGGCAUCCCGUUUACCGAAAAGCUUCUUUUAAGAAACGCGGAUGAAGCCGACAGCACUCCUACUCAUUUACAUCCAAAUACGGCCCAAGAAAGUGCUAUUCUUCAUCUCCUUCGAAUAAUCAGCAGCACCACAGGAACAAUAGCGCCGAGCCAAUCUUACGCACGCCUUGUCUUGGGUAGCAUUGAAGCCGCAUGCAACGGCAGAUUCUCCCGUGGAUCUCGCCUCGAACUUCUUCAACAAUGUGCAGAAUUAAGCACCAUGACGACCAGUGCUAUUCCCCGUGCGGCGCAGCUGUCGGAGGUGGUUUGGAAUGCCACUGCCCAGGCCGCUGCAAAUGCUUUGCAGUCUUUCCCUAUGGAAUCCGCUCGCGGGCGCGAUGGCUCUGUGUCCCGUGACUACGAAAAUGUCAUCAAGAUUCUCUCAUUCGGUCUCUCGUUUCCAUCAGCUUUUCAAGGGUGGUCUCAUUUGCUUGAAGCAUUUGUUCGCGUGGUUCGAACAGAGAAAGGGAACCAAGCGGUUGCCACGAUGAUUGUAGAACCUAUGGCCGAACGCCUCAUGCAUCUUUCCGCGAGAGAUACCUACCUACCCUCAACUUCGCUGCUUGGCCAUUCCUUGUCUAUCCCUUUCAUGCAAGGAACCGGACUAGGGAUCGAUCGCAGCGGCAUCCAGGCAGCUGGUCAUGCUAUCUUUCCUCAUAAACUUCUCGAGUCGAUUUCCCAGACAUUACACGGUGCAUAUCACAAUUUCAGCGCAUCAAAAUCCCACGGUGUUGCCGACUUCAUCGAGGCAUUGACUUCUUUUCUAGGGACCGGUGUUCCGCAGUUCCAAUGCCAACUUCUUCAAUCUCUCCAGUCAUCACUUAGCAUUUGGUUGAAGGACGAAUCUUACAAAAUCCAUGUUGACCGCGGUGUUGACAGCAGAAUCCUGACAGCGUGCCGUGCUCUCUCGUCGGCUACUAUCAACAUUUUGCAAACGUCAGUUUCUCAUGAUCUACCUUCAUUGAAAAACUUUGAGCCUAUUCUUUGUGCCGGCUUGGAGUCUUCGCACAUUUCAACAGCCAAGAGAUACGUCGAACUUUGGGGCUCGACCUUUGGUUCGCAGUCCCUUGUCACUCCAACCACCAUUUUGCAAGCCGUACAAACUGCUGGGUCCAGGGUCCAGACAGCAACCUUGCCUCUGCAAAACGGUAACCAGGAUACCGAGAUGUUACCUCCACCUCCUCCGCAAGACAGCAUAGAUCGGUCAUUGCAUGAGCUGUCUCAGAACACCCAGCUUUCGUCACCCGUAAUACGGACCGAAGACUCCUCCCUGGUCCUCAAGCCGACUCUCCAUUUCCGUGAACCCCAGCUGCCAAGUAACUUCCAGCAGCCCACAGAUGCGCAAAUUGUUGAUGGCAUUUCAGUUUCAACCAAGCGCAAAAGCCGUCGUGAAAUGUUUUCGAUGAUUGAAUCCCUUCAAUCCUCGUCACCAGCCAGUACUCCACGGAAAUUGGGUUACGAUACUCCUCCCAAUCUGCGCAAACUAGAUGGGGGAGCACUGACCGAACUUCCUCUGACGCCCACUCUCGCUCCUACUGAGAAUGAAGAAGGAUUCAUCGGCUCCUCUCCGACACCUGGGACCAGAGACCCGACACCUGCAAUGAACUCCGACGCACUGAGAUCGAGUCAGGUGCCUGUAGAUUUGGGCGUAGACCCUCCAUCAUCUCCUCCCGAGAUGCAAUCUCGGAGCCCAAGCCCUCGGAAGAAUCGCACAAAAAGGGCGCGGCGAAGGGCUGCAAAAGCAAGAAAGGCUCUUGCUGGUACAUCCGGAACACACUCAACAGUCAACAGUCCGGCUACUUCUCGCCUUGCAACGGAGAGCAUAGACACAUCUAUGAGUGAUGCUCAUGACCAUGACAAUGAAGGUGCCGACGCUACACCUCAAGCAAAUGAAAUAAAUCCCAGUCGUCAGCUUCGAUCUGCGCUGUGUAAGGACUCAGAGAUAACAGAGCCUUCACCGGAGCCACUGGUUGAAUCUGAUAAAACACCUGUCCAGCCUCCUCCCAGGAGUAAACCAAGCUCGAGCUCCAAGAAGAAACGGAAGCAAGCUCAAUCUCAGCCUGCGGAUGAUCAACCCCAGGAAGCCACGGACAUGCCUCCCGAUAUUCCAGAUACUUUGAUAGACUCGAGUGAGGAGACGGACACACAAAUCGCAUCACAGCUUGGACAGGAUUUGGAACUUGCUGUGGAUAUGGACGAUAGGAACCAUCCAGAACGAGUCAAUAUCCCCAAUGAGCCAUCCGCGAGGAAGAGAAAGCGGGGUUUAGAGGAGCCUUCUCCAUCUACGAAGACCGACAGGCGCCGGUCAACGCGGCUGUCCACUGUUAAAGACGUAGUCGGCGUCGAGUCAUUGCAGCCUGAUAAUUCACCAUCGCACCCUGUCAUUCCUCGGGCGGCCUCUACAUCUAAAUCAUUGUCGCCAACUGCGACUCGCCGAUCCACCCGCAGUUCACAACGAAAAGAUGAUGAUGACGCCCUUGCGGACUCAGUCCCUCUAACCCAAGAUUCCGUGGUACAAGGACCAACACAAGAUGCCGAUAUCCCGCGACCAUCUAAAAGGUCUCGUAAAUCCGUUCGUCUUGACCAGUCUGUUCUCGAUAGCACUCCUAAAAGUGCUCCUCGAGAUACCCGUUCCCGCAAAACACGAUCUCAGCAACAUGCAUUUGAAGCGUCUCAGCCUGAAGUAUCAAGCAACCCCUCCGAGGAACAUGGCGAUACCGACCGCUUGCCACCUCAAAUCGACCAUAAAAUAGUCCCCGAGGACCUCAUUACAGAAAACCAAGCGGAGCAGAGCAUACCUCUUGUUUCUACCGAAGAGGCAACUGCCACUCAAGUCUCUGAAAUAAAACAGUCUACUGAGCCCCCGGUGAAACCAGACACCGAGAUUGACAUCGAUAUGGAUGCAGUUCAGCAACCCGAUGGAAUGGCCGAGCAAACUACAAGUGCUAUCACCAUGGGUAUCCAAACCCAACAAUCACCCCCCGCCAAAUCCGACAUCAGCGAACAAGGCAUCGUCCAAUCCUUGAAUAUCCUUUUGGAUGAAAUGAAAGCAACGACCUUGACCUCGAGCGCCUUCCGCGAGGUCGAUGAUCUUCUCUUCAAACUCCGUUGCGAAGCACAAAAUGCAUCAACGCGACACAAUACUUCAGCAUAG
This is a messenger RNA of Penicillium griseofulvum, 5169 nucleotides long. RefSeq lists its product as uncharacterized. The transcript has a single exon. The coding region runs from base 1 to 5169 and encodes 1722 amino acids. Gene Ontology annotation, biological process: telomere maintenance. The record is from RefSeq and is a predicted model, not a curated record. Gene Ontology annotation, cellular component: nucleus. NCBI's taxonomy places the organism in Eukaryota, Fungi, Ascomycota, Eurotiomycetes, Eurotiales, Aspergillaceae.